Suillus fuscotomentosus is the source of this 600-nucleotide messenger RNA. RefSeq lists its product as uncharacterized. The coding region runs from base 304 to 600 and encodes 98 amino acids. The record is from RefSeq and is a predicted model, not a curated record. Lineage: Eukaryota; Fungi; Basidiomycota; Agaricomycetes; Boletales; Suillaceae. The transcript has 5 exons.
CUCUAUUCAUCUUAGCAACCACUUUAUCAAUGGCAUCUUUAGUAGGCUUGUUGUUAGCAUGAAGUAGAGUAAGUAUUGGCAUCUCGGUAGAAGCUUUCUGCGGCCCUCCGUUGUUCAGCAGACGGGACAAUUUGUCCACCUGACGGAUCAAAGGCUAUGAGAGCAGAUGAACUGCUCCCAGAAUUGGCAAGCGAACCAGGCGCCAACCCCAGUACGACUUCUUCUGUCGGCUGUAUGCAGUGAGGUCUGGUUUAAUUAGGUCAAGAUCCUUCUUGUAGCGCCGUCGAGUGCGUGUGCAUCGUCAUGAAACUCGUAGUCUGUUCUUCCUACUUUUCUCGCCUUCUUCUUUUCCCAAUUGUCGUUCUCUUCUAUUGUCCAUUCCCAAUUCUUCUGGCGUUCCACGUCCUCCCCCGAUCCUCAGCCUCAGCUGGCGUGCGGAACACCUCCGCAACAUCCCUCACCGUUAUCUUUGCUCUAACAGACUCCUCAAUGAGGAAGCACGAUUGGCUUUCCUGCUCCAACUUUGCUUUUCUUUCAUUCAUCGUUAUCGUGACUUCCCCCGCUGCCUUCUCUUCGCCAUCUAAUGAAGACAUUCGUUAA